AUGCUCAGGAUGUCUUUAACGAUCGUGAGACAAUUGUGAGUAUGUGGCCUUGAAAACAGGCUUUUCAAAUUGUUUCCCUUACAAGGACAGACGACCUUUUUUUAAACGUAAAUGUUUUAAAAACUGAAUUUAAAAUCGUCGUACUGCAGGAAGCCAGAAUUUGUUGUGCAAAGGUUGCUGGUCACUCUUUGAAUAUGCUUUGCUGUCGGGAGCUUAGAAAACCAGUAUAGAAUUGAUGAUCAUUGACAUUCCAACAAUCUUUUUUUUGUGUCGACACUAUCAUUUUCCUUUGAUUAUGACAGCAUUGGCUCGCAUAAGGUAUGGUACAAUCAAUUCUUCGCAUGGGGUAGGAUAGGUAAAUAUUUAGUGAAUAUGUUAGUUUUCAAUCGUACGGUAGGUAAUUGCUACUUGGUAAUUGAUAAUGAUCCCAUGGCCCAGCAUUGUGUGGCCUCUUCAAAAUGUUCUUGUUUACUUACAGUAACGGAUUUAGCAUUAGUUUAUUAACCAUACCCAUAUUGUCAAAAACCAGGAUCUCAGUCGUAUGGCCUAUUGAAGGCCACUACACUACGAACUUUUAUCAGUGGACUGUACUCUUCUUCAAUCCCGGACCUAUUGCAAUACUUAAUUUGAACACGUGGUAUGGCACAACCAAUCAGAAAAGCCGAAAAAAAUCUAAUCUAAUGUCCAAAUUUAGAACUCAGACUGGGUAUAAAGAGUGUCAUUCGUAUGUUGUCUGCGCCAUUAUCUGUCUCAAUGUAUAAAGGUGAGCUAUCCUGUUCUACUUUGAAGAUUUAUGUGCUUCGGCGUCGUCGUAACGAACCAAGGAUCUCGUUUCGAUUCUUGAGAGCUAAAUUAACAUCUUCAUUAUGAAGUUGCAAGGAGCCUGCCUGAUUGUAGCCACUCUCGUAUUGGUUUAUUCGAACGUAGACGCCCUGCUCAGGCCAUCAUCAAUCCGACUAGAGAACAAUAGCUACACGGGCAUCGUGGUGGCUAUUCACAGCAAUGUUAACGAGAGCGUUGAGCUAAUUGAUCGCAUAAAGUACAUGUUCUACGAGGGUUCCAAGUACCUCUAUGAAGCUACCCGGAAACGCGCCUACUUCGACAAAGUCACCAUCAUCGUGCCCAAAACAUGGACGCACAAGUCGGAGUACAAGUUGCCCGGCAACUUGACGUUCGACUACGCCGACGUCAUCGUGGCCCCGCCCAAUCCGCGCUGGGCGCCGCUGCAGUACACAAAACAGUAUCAGGGAUGCGGCCAGCGGGGCGUUCAUAUACAUUUCAUGGAUGAGUUUUUGACUGAUCCGGAAGUGGAGCUAUAUUACGGUCCUCUUGGGCGCGUGCUCGUACAUGAGUGGGGUCAUCUUCGCUGGGGGUUAUUCGACGAGUACCCGGAUGCUGUUGGUGACCCAGACAACUACCAGGAGUUCUAUUUUUCUCCUCUCACGCAGCAAUUUGAAGGAGUCAGGUGCUCUUACGAUCACAACGCCUUUCCCUUGAAGUUCUUCCCGGAAUCGCAAAUGUAUCGUCCUUGUAACGGUGGACCAGACAUUGGGUACGAGGAAGGAUGUGUGUAUUACGUCGUUGCCAAUCAAGAUAAAGACUUAGUCUCGUCUUCGAUCAUGUUUUCAAGCUACCCUCUCGGCCCGAUCAAGUAUUUCUGUGACAACGAUUCGUCAGACUCGCCCAAUCUACACAACCGAGAGGCGCCCAACAAGCACAACCGUCUUUGCACAAGUCGGAGCAAUUGGGAGGUCCUGCGAGAUCACGAGGACUUUCGAAAUAACAUAAACCCGCCCCGUGAGAUAAGCGAAGAUGACUUGAUGCCGGAGAUAACGAUCGUCCAACACCAAGACAUUCGCGUGGUACUUCUGUUGGACACAUCCGGAAGUAUGACGUCGAAAAAUCGUUUCAACAAGAUGAUCAGCUCCUCCGCUAAUUAUAUCUCUUCCAUCGUCACGGAGGGCAGCUACAUCGGUAUCGUGGAGUUCAACUAUGUCGGCAUCAUACGGAAGAACCUGACGCUGGUUACCAGUGAUGACGACCGCCAGGCACUGCUGGAAUCUCUCCCGCCAGAUGCGGGUGGAAGCACGGCUAUUGGGGACGGGCUCUUAAAGUCUAUAGAGGUGCUCUCCGAAGGCGGCAUGGACCCGGCAGGAGGUAUCAUUCUGCUGAUAACCGACGGAAAAGAGAACGUUCGACCGAACGUAGCUGACAUCAUGGACACCAUCAUAAGUUCAGGGGUCAUUGUGGACACGCUUGCCUUCAGUCAGAACGCCGACGGGCUUUUGCCCGGGUUGUCCCAAGCAACAGGUGGAAAAACGUACUUCUACUCGGACGAGGUUGGUUCCAACACGCUGUAUGAAGCAUUUGCAGCUACUAUGGAGAGGGGUGACGUCCUAGAUUCUGAAAGACGAGUGCAGUUGAUGGGAACCUCUUGGUCUUUAAAAAGUGAUGAAGAAAGAACGAGCAGCAUCUUCUUGGACAGCACUCUGGGUAGAAACACUGAGUUUGUUUUCUCUUGGGAAACGGAAAACGUCCUUGCAAUCGAUGUGAACAUCACACGACCGAAUGGGAGUAUGAUCGACUGGUCCUAUGAGGGUUAUGGUGUCGACAUCUCCUUCAGAAUUUUAACGGUGUCGAUCAAAGGACAGGCCGAGGCUGGUUCCUGGAAAUUUAAAGUUUGGAACAAUGGUACCCAGAGUCAGGAUGUUGUGGUCACCAUCUAUUCGUACCCAGCAAGUAAUGACGUAGAACCCAUCAUCGUGACGUCAGAGCUGAGCGGCUCCACCACAGCCUUUGAGCAAAACGAGCCGCUGGUGGCGUACGCCGAGAUUCGCCAGGGCUUCAGACCUAUGAUCUACGCGAAUGUCUGGGCGACCAUUGAGAGACCACAAGCCGGAUACGAACCUAUCAAACUCCAGCUACUUGAUAAUGGCGCAGGGGCGGACGUAACCAAGAACGACGGAGUGUACUCAAGGUACUUCACCGAGAUGACUGGCGUCGGAUACUAUGGUGUCACGAUUGACGUGGACAAUAACGAAGGCAACGCCAUCGUCAUCGACUCGAAUCCCUUCUCCAAAUCCCGACCGAUCGUGGAUCCUGACGAUGCUUUCAAUCUGCCUGAUAUAGGCGGGGUGAAGAUACCAUCGCCCGGUGAACCACCAGCGGAGCCAACAGGCACACCUGCCCCGGCGUUCAGUCGUGGUACAUCGGGCGGCUCAAGCCGUGUAGACGCCACACCUCCUGGCUUCUCGCCAGGUGCUGACUUGUUCCCUCCAGGAGACAUUCUAGAUCUCAGAGUCACGAAUACCUCGUUCCUGGACAAGACGGUAUCAUUAGCUUGGACAGCGUCCGGAGAUGAUCUUGAUAGUGGGGCAGCGUCUUGGUACGAAGUAAUCCGUGCCGAGUCCGUUCUUGCCUGGCAGAGCGACCCGGAUCCGGAGUCGCAUCUGAUCCUUAACUCCAGUCACGUGCUCCAAGGAAACCUCUCGGCGCCUCAGGUGUUCGGCAGUCGGGAAGACCUGCAGGUCAUGGUACCCGUGCCUGAGGAAGUCAACGUGACCUCGUACGCGUUCGUCCUGCGCGCCUUUGACGACGCUGGUCGCUGGUCUGAGUUCUCCAACGUGGUUCAGGCCGUGCUCAGGGAGUACGUCCCGGAAUCUUUGCCGGCGCCGGCGCCCGCGACGACAAACGCCCCACCUGCGACGUCAAACCCCCAACCCGCUACGGGAGAUGCCUCACCCGUGAUGACAGACGCCCCGCCCACGACAAGAGAUGCCCCGCCCGUGACGACAGACGCCCCACCCCCGACAACAGACGCCCCCAUCGUUGUGACCGUAACCCCUCCCAGCACAUGGCUCCAGUGGUGGCACAUUGCCCUCAUGGUAGUUGGGGGCUCCGUAGGUUUGUCCCUUCUGAUUGGUUUGAUCCUGUGCGCAGUACUCAAGGGCAUCCCGUCGAAAGCCACACCCGUGUCGCCGAUAAUUGUAGCAGAGGCUGGUGAACAUACCAACCGGGCCUACGCCCACGAAUGGCUUGAAUGAAAAAAGGGGCGGAGCAAUAGACGAAGACACAUGCCACACAUUAGAAUUAUUACCUACAAAACAAGAAUAGUGAUAAACGAUCACAAAAUAAAGUAGUUGUCAAUAUCGUUUCAUUGUUAACAGUUGUGUAUUUCAAAAGUUAUACAUUAUAUCUUAUUUACAAUUCAAAAUUGUGCCUUACUUUUUUUUAACUCGCUGUCAGAGCGACGCAUUGAUCAUUAUUCUCAUCCCACUCUGUAACAACAUGUAGGCCUACGUUAAGUUUUGCUGUGUAGAAAUAUUUAACAAAACAGACUAGACCAGAAUGGUAAUCUUAGUAGUUUGCCGUGUAUGAUUCUCGGCAGAAAUCGGAUGCGGUAGAAAUCGGAUGUGAAAUUUCAUUCGUCUUUAGAUUUGAAAAGCAGGUUUUAGGGUUGUGUGGAAGUGAAGGACAGAGAUGAUGUGUAAUUAUGGAGCAAAAACAACAACAAGUGACUUAAGUCAGAAAUCAAAUGAGACGCCCAACAAAACAAACCUGCCAGUUUCCUUAUUUUGCAGAUUCUGUAAUAAUUAAUGCGCUUUCGUUAUGUAACUGCCAAUGAACUGAUCAGACUUGUAAGGCUUUCAUGGUUUACUCGAAGUAUCCAUGGAAUUUAGUUGUUAGCCUAUCUUUUCUAUGACAAAAUAUAAGUACUUUAAAAAAGUAAGUUUCUUACAGCUGUGUUUAUAAUUUCACUGAUUUUUCUUGAAACUUGGAUGUAGGCCUAGGCCCUAUGUGGUAAUGUACGCUAAGGAAUCUAUAUUACACGAUUAAAAAAAUAUGAACACCAUC
Patiria miniata (bat star) is the source of this 4854-nucleotide messenger RNA. RefSeq names its product calcium-activated chloride channel regulator 1-like. The coding region runs from base 867 to 4043 and encodes 1058 amino acids. The transcript is spliced from 15 exons. Lineage: Eukaryota; Metazoa; Echinodermata; Asteroidea; Valvatida; Asterinidae. The record is from RefSeq and is a predicted model, not a curated record.